Heterostelium album PN500 is the source of this 648-nucleotide messenger RNA. Its product is annotated as DHHC family palmitoyltransferase. Lineage: Eukaryota; Evosea; Eumycetozoa; Acytosteliales; Acytosteliaceae. Gene Ontology annotation, molecular function: palmitoyltransferase activity. The transcript has 4 exons. Bases 1 to 648 code for a protein of 215 amino acids. The record is from RefSeq and is a predicted model, not a curated record.
AUGUUAUGGGUAGAAAAACAACAAGUUUUGAAAUUGAACUUGAAAUUGAACGGUAUUGAUGAUAAUUUAUUCCCAAAUGCAAAGAUAGGUAGAAUAGCACAAAAGUUAGUGGGUUACAUAUUAGUAUUUUUCAUUACUACUUUGGUGUUUGUCGCAGUCUAUCUUUGGUAUACAGUGUACUUCCCAUACUACUUGGCAACAUAUGAUCUAGAUCAACUAUCGAUAUGGUAUCACUUGAACUGUUUAGUUUGUUUUGGUUUGGUUGCCAACAUCUUGACUUAUUAUCUUUAUUCCAUAACUGUAACAUCCUAUUUAAAACUACCUAUCAAUAAUAAUAACAACAACAACAACAAUAAUAAUAAUAAUAAUAAUAAUAAUAAUAAUAAUAAUAAUAAUAAUAAUGAUAGUCAACAAGAAGUACAACAAUAUUGUAAACAAUGUGGAUCAACUAAAAGAAAUAACUCAUAUCAUUGUAAGAUCUGUAAGAGAUGUGUGGAUAAGAUGGAUCAUCAUUGUCCUUUCGUAUCAAACUGUGUUGGUAGCAGAAAUCAUAGUUACUUUAUCAACUUUUUGAUAUAUACAACUCUGGGAGUGUUGUAUGCAGCUAAACUCUCUUGGCUACCAUUCCAACAUUUACCAUUUGUUUAA